This is a messenger RNA of Trichomycterus rosablanca, 1745 nucleotides long. RefSeq names its product outer dynein arm docking complex subunit 3 (gene odad3). The transcript is spliced from 13 exons. Gene Ontology annotation, cellular component: cilium; ciliary rootlet; ciliary tip. Bases 65 to 1687 code for a protein of 540 amino acids. The record is from RefSeq and is a predicted model, not a curated record. Gene Ontology annotation, biological process: outer dynein arm assembly; cilium movement. NCBI's taxonomy places the organism in Eukaryota, Metazoa, Chordata, Actinopteri, Siluriformes, Trichomycteridae.
AUUAAUAAUAAGAAGAAGAAGAACAUUAUUUAUUUUUUAUUGUUAAUUAUUCGGGUUGUUUAAAAUGCAGGCGACAUUCAGCUCCCAGAGCUUCAGACCUCCGAUUCACGAUCAGAUCAGCGAGUUACAGAGAAAGAUCCAGUUACUGGAGGGAGACAGGAGUGCUCAGUAUGAGAGCGCACAGAGCGAGAUACACCAGAACCGAGAGACGAUCCUGCAGCUCAGAGAGCAAAACACAAACCUGCAGCGCUCACUGGCACACACACUCACUGGUAAUGAGCAGGUUAUCAGAGAAGUUUUUCAGUCCCGUGGUUCAGAGAGAGCUGCAUACAGGAACAUGUCUGGGCAGGCGGCGCUGCAGGUUCUGGAUCAGAAAGUUUUGGAUCAGGAGAAGAAGCUGAACGCACUGAAACACACGAGCAGAACCUACAAACACCAACUGGAACAACUACACACACACCAGCACAACCAGAGAGAAUCUAAACCACGCCCACUUAGUGCUGAGCAUGAUACGAACCUGCGUGUGUUGGAGAACCGGUUGGAGAAGGCUCAGUUGAAAUGUCAGGAGGCCGAACACAUCAUGAGGGGUUACCUGAAAGUGAAGGAGCACCUGCAGGAGGAGAGCUUGACGUUUCAGUCUCAGUUGGACGGUUUGGAGAACGAGAUUCUCCAUCAGAAGCAGGAACUCCAGCAGCUGCAGCUCAUGAACACCGACGCCCACCAAGCUAAAGACUCGGCCAAGGAGGAGCUGGAGAAGCAGGAGUGUAUGGUGUAUGGUGAGAGGAGGGAGCGAGAGCUCGUCCUCAAUCACUACAAAAAACAAGCAGAGGAGCACAAAGCUCAGAUCGAGCGCGGAGAGCGCAGAAUCCAGCGGGGGGCGCUGCAGCAGGACGAGCUGAGCAGUGAGGUCCAGCGCAGUCUCACAGCGGCGGGUGAGGAGGACAGAAACAUCUCCAGCUUUCAGGAGGCCUUCCAACUCAUCAAAGAGGCUACAGGGGUCACACACACCCAGGAGGUGGUGGACAGGUUCAGAUCUCAGAAGGAGGUUCAGGUCCAGCUGGAGGAGAUGAAGCAGGAGAACGAGCGAGUCCUGCAGCAGCUCAAACACCAGAGAGACGCACAACACACACAACUACACAACAUCAAAUACUCUGGAGAGACACAACUCACCCGUGGGAGGGAGGUGUUGGAUGAGUUUGUGUUUCAGCUGCAGAAGCAGCAGCAGAGACACGAUUCAGCUAAAGAAACACUGGAGAGACUCAAACACACAGUGAGCAGCAUCAGCACCGCCGUCCAGCAUCUCAGUGAGAAACUCCAGCACAUCGUACUGCAGGACCCCCCGGUGCAGCAGGCUGUAUCUUCAGACCAUGUGGUGGAUCUGCUGUAUGAAGCAGAGCAGAAGCUUCAGCAGCUGCAGGACGAGCUUCAGGCUGGAGAUCCUCUCUCUCUCAUCAAGGAGAUGGACGAGCAAGAGUUUCAGGUCAGUAUUGAAGGGAAGCUUCCUGACUACAACACUCGCAUCACACUGCCUGAGACCCAGAGAGCUGAUGUGUAUGACGAUGACGACAGUGGUGAUGAUGAUGGUGAGGUCAUCACUCGUGCAGCCCUCAAGCAACAAUCACAGCUCAUCAUCGACUCCAAAACCAAGAGGAAGAUUCGCCUGAGGAAGAAGAAGAACAAACUGUGAUCCUUCACCUCCAUCGUUAAUCUUUCUCUUCAUUAUAUCACAUUAUUAGAUGAAUGAA